AUGGGCUGGAUCACAAAAUUUACUGCUCUACGGUUUUUCCUGGGCGGCAUUGAAACUUAUCUUAUCCACCCUACAGCAUGGAGCUACAUCAGAUCCCUCGGCCAAUCCAAGACGUUUCUCGCCUUUGUCUUGUCUUCGUAUGACUUCGGCUGCGUCAUUGCUGGACCACUUAUUGGUGCCAUAACUGAUCAUUCAGGGGAUCCCAGGUUAAUGGCCAUUUGCUGCUGUGUGUUUAAAGUCCUGGCCUAUGUGACAUACAGUGUAAAUUUUAGCGCAUACUUUCCACUUCUGGGGAGAUUCCUGAGUGGAUUGAGUAGUGGAAUAACUGCGAUUCUUCUAGGACAAGUUGCUCUGCAAACAGACGAGAAAAGUCUCAGAGAAAAUUUUAUAUUCUUAGAAAGUGUAUAUUGCAUUGGUUCAGCAUUUGGUCCAAUGCUCGGAAGCUUUAUUUCGUUUGAUGUCAAUAUAUUCGGCUGGGAAAUAAACGAUAAUAAUUCACCUGGGAUAAUAUUGGCAAUUGUAUGGCUCAUUUUUCUUAUUUUUUUAAUAUUCUCACCCAGUGGGACUUGGAUGGUAAGCGGUGCACAUGUUGAUGAUGACGAGCAAAGCUUACCUUUAAGCAACGAUAAAGAUGACAAAAGACGGACUGCGUAUCAUGAAGAUGGCGACCGAAGAUUGAACAAGCCUGAUUCCUUGUCAUGGAUACUGGACUCAAGAAUACUUACCUUGCUCUUUCUGAUAUUCUGUAGCGAAGUAUUUUCGAGCACGGCGACAUUUUAUGUUCCUAUUUUUGGGAUGGAUCAUUUUCAUCUGCAUCUGAUUCAUAUCAAGUUACUGUUUCUAAAUUGCACCUUGUUUACACUGCUGGUGUUCCUAUCCUUUUACGUCGCCUCAGAAUAUGCGAGUGAACGUAAGCUCUUUAAUUGCGUUGUUGAUGCAAAUUGUUGCCCUGUCAUUUCUUACGACUCUGGCAUUCUCCUGGGAUAA
Molecule: messenger RNA, 987 nt
Organism: Dendronephthya gigantea
Lineage: Eukaryota; Metazoa; Cnidaria; Anthozoa; Malacalcyonacea; Nephtheidae
Product: SPX domain-containing membrane protein OsI_32082-like
Exons: 1
Coding region: 1-987 (328 amino acids)
Biological process (GO): transmembrane transport
Molecular function (GO): transmembrane transporter activity
Source: RefSeq, a predicted model, not a curated record